AUGCCGCCCUCAGCUUCUAGGAUUGAUGUCCAUCACCACUAUUUGCCUCCAAUCUAUGUUCAAGCACUGGAGGCAGCCGGUGGCGAUCCCUCUGGUUGGAAAACCCCCGAAUGGUCUCUCGAAAGUGACAGGGUCUUGUGCCAGAAGCAUAACAUUCGUACUGCAAUCCUUUCUGUUACAGCCCCCGGACCCGACAUCGCGGAGGGAUUGGAGGCGGCCAGAAUAGCAAGGGGGUGUAACGAGUGGGCAGCAAGUCUCAGAAAUCAGAACCCUCAACAUUACGGCUUCUUCGCAACCAUUCCAUCUCCGCUGAAAGACAUGAGACUUGCGUUGUCGGAAGUGUCAUACGCUCUAGAUCAGCUAAAUGCGGAUGGCGUAACUCUAUUUACAAGCUAUGGAAGAAAUGGGCACUAUCUUGGUCAUGAAGCAUUUAGACCAUUAUGGGCGGAACUCGACAAGCGAAGGGCUGUUGUAUUUAUUCAUCCUGCAGCGGGGGUAGGAAUCGGCCCGAACAAUCCGGUCUUACCUGCGCCUAUGAUUGAAUACCCGCACGAAACAACUCGCUGCGCUGUUGACCUUAUCACCUCCAGGGUACUCCAGCAACACCCGAAUUGCAAAGUUAUCCUCUGUCAUUCCGGCGGCACACUUCCCUUCAUUGCUACUCGGCCAGCAGUUCUUCUAUCACACGCGGAGCUUUCGACAAUGACCCCUGAAGAGUUUCUUGCCGAGGCCCGGAAAUUCUACUUUGACGUCGCACAGAGCAGUUCCGAGGCGAUACAGUUUCUGCUGAAAUUCGCAGAUCCUGACCGCAUUCUUUACGGCAGCGACUUCCCUUACUGCCCACCCAAAACCAUCGAUUUUUUUACCAACGAGCUUGAUUCAUCGGGCCUAACUGAAGAGCAGCUGUUGAAAGUGAAUGUUGGUAAUUCAUCAGCGUUGUUCCCUCGUUUUCAAUAG
Molecule: messenger RNA, 957 nt
Organism: Aspergillus welwitschiae
Lineage: Eukaryota; Fungi; Ascomycota; Eurotiomycetes; Eurotiales; Aspergillaceae
Product: amidohydrolase family protein
Exons: 2
Coding region: 1-957 (318 amino acids)
Biological process (GO): secondary metabolic process
Cellular component (GO): cytosol; cytoplasm
Molecular function (GO): hydrolase activity; carboxy-lyase activity
Source: RefSeq, a predicted model, not a curated record